UGGUAUGAUCCACGGAUUCUAUGGCGACCAAACAAAUAUGGCGGACGUAGAACAGGCAUCUGUUGAUGAGGGAGGGGGGAGCAUUGGACCAGGGAUCAGUGUCAUGAGUCUGAGCGACCUGCCCGAGGAACUGAAACCUCUGGAGGGAGACCCUUACAGUGAAGAUGAGACGGAACUGAGAGCCCUGUUGUCCAAACCGACAUGUUUCAUCGUGAUUGGGAAGCCGGGGUCCGGCAGAACUAUGCUGGCACAGAAACUAGCCAUGACAUGGAAGGCACAGCUGGUCAAUCCCACGGACAUCAUCAAUCAGAACAUAGAACUGCAGACAGAGAUGGGGAUAAAGUGCCAAGAAAUCCUGCUGCGAGGAGAGGCCAUCCCAGAGGAGAUGGUGGCUAAGAUGGUUCAGGAUAAAAUCAACUCUUCUGAGGUCACACAUCACGGCUAUGUGCUGGACGGGUUCCCCUGUAUGGAUGAGAGCUACAUGAACAUCCCAGAGCAGCUCGAGCUGGUCAAGAACUGGAAACUAAAACCUGACUUCAUCGUCAACCUCAAAAUUCCCGACAAGGACCUGGAGAGACGGAGACUGGGACAGAGAGUGGACCCCCUUACUAACGAACUCUACCCAGAGGACAUCUGGAACCCAGAGAAGCCAGAACCCAAGGCACAGAAGGGGGAGGGUGAGGAGGAGGAGGAGGAAGAGGAAGAAGAGGAGGAAGAAGGGGAGGGAGAAGAGGGGGAUGAAGGGAUGCCCCCAGAGCUGGACCCAGAGAUUCUGGCCCGACUGGUGAAGAGAGUAGAAGACCUGCCAGAGUACAUCACACACAACAUUCAGGAGUACAAGGACAACAUGCUCAGGACACUAGAGGACUACAUGGCAGACCAUGACCAGCAGUACCUGAUCGAGCUGGACGCCAACAGCAACCAUCGCCUCCUCUUCUCCCAGCUCAUGACCAAACUGGACACAUUCAUCCUGCGCCGUGCCGCUGUGCCCAUCAGACUCCACGACCAGGAGGAGGAGGAGCUCCCAGAGGACAUGGAGACAGAGGAGCUGCUCCGGACGCUCGCGAGUAAGGAGACCGUCGCGCCACGAUUCCGCUGGAGACGUAGCCGUUGGUUACGGGUGUGUCCCGUCGCCAUGUCGGAGGGAAACCUGGUCCAGGGGAAACCAGAAUUCGCUGUCAGUUUCCUGGACAAGAUCUACGUGCUGUCUUCACCAGAGGCCAUGGAGAAGUUCUUGAAGAACCCCCGGCCCUACUUACUACCCCCCCUGCCCAGGCCCCCCUGUAAGCUAGUGGUGACUGGACCUCCCACCUCGGGCAAGACUUCCCUGUGUCACCUACUGGCUCAGAAGUACAAUGCUGUGGUGUUGAGCAUGCAGGAGCUGAUCAAGCCUCGUAUAGAGAUGGAGAAGGAGAAGAUGGUCCAGAAGGUUCGGGAGGAGACUUUGGAGUCCUCCAUCAACCUGGUGAAGAUGAGGCUGGAGCAGGAGGCUGCGGAGAAGGAGGAUACUGUGUCCGAAAAGGGAGAUGUUGCAGAGACAGACGAACCCACAGAGGAGGCUGCUAAGGACUCAGAAGGGGAGGGCGGCGAGGAAGAGGCCUUGCAUGCUUUAGGAGAGGAAAAACCUGCAGAAGAACAAGAGGAGAAAACUGAGGAGGGAGAGAAGGAAGAAGGAGAGAAAGAAGGAGAGAAAGAGGAUCAGGAGGGGGAGGGAGACCAACCAGCGGAAGAGCCAAUGGAAGAGACCACCGAGAGCAAAGAAGAGCCACCACCAAAACCUGAGCCCAUCGUUGUUGAUGCUAACCACCCUGAGGUGCAGAAGAUGGUGGAAGAUGCAGUGAAGGAGGCGGAGAAGCAGACCAUCACCAUCCCGCCUGAUGUGUAUGUGGAAGUCAUGGAGGAGAAGAUCAAGGAAGUGGAGAAUAACCUCCGCAUGAAGAACCCAGAGGGGCCCUUCUUUGGUGGGUGGAUCCUGGACAACUUCCCAAACAACCGUGACCAAUGGGCGGCCAUGGUGGACAAGAACAUCUGCCCUGACGACGUCGUCUGUCUGCGGGACGGCAGCGAGAACGGCGCGUACCUGCUGAAGCGCUGGUACAAGGUCAACCAGGAGGAGGUCGACGAGAAGGUCAGAGCCAGGAGGGUGGAAGAGGCGGCAGCAGAGGCGAAGGCUGCCGAGGAGGCCAGACUGGAGGAAGAACGUGCCAGGAAGGAAGAAGAGGAACGAGAGAGACAGGCAGCGGAGGAGGAAAGACGCAGGAAGAUCGAGGCGGGAGAACUCAGCGAUGUUCCACCGGAACCCACCCCACCACCAGUGUCCCCAGUACCCCCCGAGGGCCCUGAGGUUGAACAGUGGCGCCAGGAGAGGGGGGACUUCGAGCGGGAGUGGGCCUCGCUGAAGGCUGUGAUCUCAGGAACCUCCUCGCUAUCGCCCAUCGACAUAGAGGUGGAGGGGAAGACUGAGGAUAAACAGCUGGAGGAUGCCAUCCACAGGAUAGAGAUGACGUACCAGUACAGAGGAUGGGAGUACACAGGGAUGGACAUGGAUGAGGAUGAGGAGGAUGCUGCAGGAGGGGAGGAGGAGGAGGAAGAGGAAGGGGAGGAAGAGGAGGAUGAUGAGAUCCGUAAGAGCAAGCGGAAAAUGUUUGGCGACACGAAGCACUACGACCCUGUGGCCCUGAAGCAGAAGUUUGUGCUGUGGCCUGGGCUGGCCGAGCUGGCAGCCAGGUACAGGGAGAGGACGUACUACUUCGCUAACCCUGAGAACAGGGAGACCUUCCUGGAGGCACCUACAGACUUCCUGUCCAAGAACGGACCACUUAAGCCCCCACCCCUGAGACUUGUGAUGCUCGGAGCCCGGGGGGCGGGGAAGUCCCUCCACUCCCGCGAGCUGGCCAAGAACCUCGGCAUCUUCCACAUCUCCUUUAAGGAACGGCUGCUGGAGCUGAUCAUCGCCAAGACACGGAAGAAGAUCGGGCCGUCCUAUCCUGAGGACGAGGAGGAGCCAGAAUUCAGUCCAGAGGAGAUUGCUGCAAUGGCCGCCAUCACAGGACCGGACGGUCAGCCGGUCACCAGCACCGGACUGACCGACUCAGCUGCAACGGAACCAUCUGAAGCUGAGGAAUCGGCCACAGAGGACAAAGAAGGAGAGGAAGGGCAGAAAGAGGGGGAGACUGAGGAGGAGAUACCGCUGACAGAGGAUGAGGAGGCCAUCAAGAACAACCUGGAGUCAGAAGAUGCACUCCCGCCCGACGUCUUAGACAAGAUCGUACCGGAGUGGUGGAACAAGGAGCCUUUCAAGUCCACAGGUUUUGUCCUGGAGGGUUUCCCGCGAACCCCAGACGAGGCGCGGUACAUGUCGGAGCAGGGACUGUUCCCGGACGGAGCCGUGCUGCUAUUGGUCGAGGACACUGACAUCAUUGACAGGCUGCUGCCUCCGCGCCUCGCCAAGUGGCGCAUCAACAGGAACAGGAGGAUCGGCAAGAAGGAGAGGGCCAAGGCCAAGAAGAAGAAAGAGAGGGACGACCUGAUUGCUAAGAGGAGAACCGACCUGGAGGCUGAGAAGGCAAAGCUGAAGGAAGAGCGCAGACUGGAGAGGGAGGCGCAGAGACAGGCGGCCAGAGAGAGCGGUGCUGAGGAGUCUGGAGCAGAGGAGGAGGAGGAGGAGGAAGAAGAGGAGGAAGAUGAAGAUGACUUCAACAUAGAUGAGAAACUGGCAGAGGAGUUCGAGGAAGAGGAGGAAGAAGAAGAGGAGGAGGAGGAAGAGGAGCAGGAUGCUGUGGACAGGAUGAAGAACGAGCUCAGCGAACAGUUUGAUGAUGACAACACCAAGAUGGCAUCAGUUCAGGAAACCCUAGAGGAGAUUUUCGUCCCCCGUAUGGAGCUCCAGGCCACUAAGAAGCCCCACAUUGUCCGCUACACCCUCUACAACAAGCUCAAGCCCCUCAUCGACUUCAGAGACAGCAUGUUCGAGCGUGUCUACCCGCUUAGCGAGAAGCUGGCCAGGAAGAUGCUGGAUGUCGGGUACAAGCAGCCAUCUUGUUUCGGCAUGUGGGAUCCCGUCAAGAUGUUGGAGGAUGGAGAUGUGAUCCAGCCGCUGCAGGGCCCCAACAACCCGACCUUCCCCGUCAUGUACCGCCAGCACAUCUACUUCUUCUGCUCCAUCCCCACACGCGAGAAGUUCAUCAGGCACCCGCUCAUGUACAUCAGACAGCCCCCUGCCAUGCCUGUGGUCCCCAUCAGGAUGGCAAUCAUCGGGCCGCCCAAGUCUGGGAAAACUGCAUUGGCAAACCGGUUUGUGCAAGAGUUUGGCGUGAUGCGGAUCUCGAUUGGUGAGGCCAUCAGGAAUGUGCUGACCAAUCAGAAGAAGUCAGACCUGGCCAAGCUGAUCAACGUACAGCUACGGAAGGGCCUGACUGUUCCCGAUGAGCUGGCUGUACAGGCACUGGAGGUGUCCCUUAUGGACAUGGUGCCACAGACUAGAGGAUAUGUGCUGGACGGUUUCCCGGUGACGAAGCGACAGGUUGACCUGAUGACCCAGCGCGCGAUCAUUCCCGUCGUCGUGCUCGAGCUGCAGGUGUCUGGCAAGGAGGUCAUCGUGCGAGCCGGCAAGGACAGGUCAUCGCCAAACAGAACCCUGCCCCUGCACGACAGCCCCCAGAUCAUGGCGAUAAAGCUUGCAGCCUGGCAGGAGCAGGUGGGAGGGGUGCGGAAGUGGUACCAGAGCGAGCACCGCAACUGGCUGGGCGUCGACGGCGAGCGCUCCAAGUGGUGGGUCUGGAACACGGCGAAGACUGAGUCCCAGAAGAGCGUGCAGCAAAUACAGACUUACCUGAAGAGCGUCGGGCAAGGGAAGGCAGCGUCGAUCGCGGACAUGUGCGUAACUCCCUCCGAGUGUAAGGCUCGUUUGGGAGACUUCGGCGAAUACUGUCCCGUCAGCCUGGCGAUAACAGGAGAACUGGUGGACUGUUCCACCAACCCUUCUCUGGAGUUCACAGCAGAGUUCAGGGGACACUACUACAAGAUGGCUGGUAAGACAGAGCUUGAGAAGUUCCUGGCCAACCCUGAGCAGUUCACCCCUCCGCUGGCGCCACGGAAACUGCCGCCGCCCGAACUGCUGCCCCAGCGCAGAACGUCCGACGAGGUGCGGCUCAUGUUCCCCAAGCAGAUCGAGUUACAGGGCUACUGUCCCGUCACCUUCCUCGAUGGGAAACUCAGAUACGAGGCGAUUGUACCCAGGGAACAAUGGAGCAUUGUGGUAGAGUACAAGAGUAAGCUGUAUGUGUUUGAGACUGAAGAGAAGCUACAGAAGUUCAUGAGGUGA
Messenger RNA from Branchiostoma floridae (Florida lancelet), 5323 nucleotides. Its product is annotated as adenylate kinase 9-like. The transcript has 39 exons. NCBI's taxonomy places the organism in Eukaryota, Metazoa, Chordata, Leptocardii, Amphioxiformes, Branchiostomatidae. The record is from RefSeq and is a predicted model, not a curated record. Gene Ontology annotation, biological process: UDP biosynthetic process; CDP biosynthetic process. Gene Ontology annotation, cellular component: cytoplasm; nucleus. Bases 5 to 5323 code for a protein of 1772 amino acids. Gene Ontology annotation, molecular function: UMP kinase activity; ATP binding.